AUGACAGACUCAAUUGUCGCAACGACAUUUGAUUUUAAAAUCGACGACCAGAAAACAUUGCAGAUCGACGAUCAAAGAAUGCAAGAAGGAUUCAUUGUUCAGUUGGCCAUGUCGCACAAAAGCUUGCACAAGGAUAAAAACCAAGAGGCAAUUGAUUCAGGACGAAUAAUUGCACAGAGAUCGGUUGAAAUACUUGAAAACGACGAUGAGGAGAAUCUUCACAAUCGAAUCAAAAAAGUCGAACAUGUUUUAUAUCCAGAAAUAAUGCAUAGACUUGCCAGGAACUUUUGUAAAUCUAAAUCUCCUGCAGCUUUCCGCUAG
This is a messenger RNA of Dracunculus medinensis (Guinea worm), 321 nucleotides long. The record is from the annotation of a GenBank genome assembly. NCBI's taxonomy places the organism in Eukaryota, Metazoa, Nematoda, Chromadorea, Rhabditida, Dracunculidae.